Molecule: messenger RNA, 1179 nt
Organism: Thrips palmi
Lineage: Eukaryota; Metazoa; Arthropoda; Insecta; Thysanoptera; Thripidae
Product: pyrimidodiazepine synthase-like
Exons: 7
Coding region: 182-910 (242 amino acids)
Biological process (GO): glutathione metabolic process
Cellular component (GO): cytoplasm
Molecular function (GO): glutathione transferase activity; glutathione dehydrogenase (ascorbate) activity
Source: RefSeq, a predicted model, not a curated record
CCCGAGUCCGAACUGCAAUAUGAAUGUGAGACCAAGAUCACAUCUUCAUUCAUGUUCGGUGACGGUGAAGUUGAGUGAAGCGGAGUGAAGUGGAAGCCGAUAAAAGGAAAGGUACCUAAAGUGUCACCUGCAAAAGAUAAACACUCUGAGUAAGCAGUCUAGUACCAACCAACCUGUUAUCAUGACCAAUGGACAGGGACACCAUCUGUCAACGGGGAGUGUUUCCCCUCCACUAGUGAAUGGGAAACUUCGUCUGUACAGCAUGAGGUUUUGCCCUUAUGCUCAACGAGUGCAUUUGGUUCUUGAUGCCAAGAAAAUUCCAUAUGAUGUUGUCUAUGUAAAUUUGUCAACCAAGCCUGAGUGGCUUUUUAAUAAACACCCUCUUGGCAAGGUUCCAGCCAUUGAACUGGAAGAUGGCACUGUGCUCUACGAAAGCCUCAUACUGGCUGAAUAUUUGGACAGCUCUUCAACAACUAGGCCCCUGGCAAGUUCAGACCCCCUUCAACGAGCCAAGGACAAACUCUUGAUUGAUCGCUUCUCUCAGUUCAUUGUUCUAUUUUACAAGAUAUAUUCAGAUAUUGAUGCCCUUGUCUCUGAGGAUGUUAUGAAAUCGCUUGAUGAAUUUGAAGCUGAACUCUCUAAACGUGAAACACCUUAUUUCAGUGGUACACGCCCAGGUAUGGUGGAUUACAUGAUAUGGCCCUGGUGUGAACGAGCUGAUAUGUUGGUCAUUGUUGCUGGAGAUAGAUUUGUGAUGCCUCCACAAAGAUUCCCUAAAUUGUUGCAAUGGAAGAAGUUUAUGAAGGAAGAUGAAGCUGUUAAGGCUUCCUCCUUAGACGCCUCCGACCAUGUGAAAUUCUUGAAGUCCCGUGAAAGUGGAACUCCAGAUUAUGAUAUGCUUGUGUCAUAGGUUUUAGUCACAAGAAUUUGACCAAGAUAAUUUUACUUUAUCUCUUGUUUUGUAUUAUUUUUUUCAUUUGAUCACAACUGUCCAUGUCUCUUCUGCAUAUUUUUGGAAAUUUGGCAGACUGGAGCAUCUGUAAAUUUUAUUUUGCUGUUCUGUUUGCCGAUAACUAUUUAGUUUUUAUUCUAUGUUAAUUCCUUCUAAUACAAAUCUCAUGCUGUACCCUUAUGUUUAUUAAUCAGGAGCUAAUAAAGCACACUUUAAAAAACUAGAUG